AUGGGGAAUUGCAAUUCAGUUUGCACUCCAACUGAAGUGGGUUUGAAGCUUACAAAGAAUGGGUCAGGAAAGAGGGUGAGUGCUACACUCUACAAGCAAAUAGUUGGAAGUUUGAUGUAUUUAACUACCACAAGACCAGAUAUUAUGUUUGCUGUGAGUAUGGUUAGUCGGUACAUGGAGAAACCUAUGGAGGAUCAUCUGGUAGCAGUGAAGAGGAUACUGCGCUACUUGAAAGAUACUGAUUAUGCGGGUGAUAUGGAUGAUAGAAAGAGUACGUCUGGGUUUGUGUUUAUGAUGGGUUCAGGAACUAUCUCAUGGUCAGCAAAGAAGCAGCAAAUAGUGACAUUGUCAACUACUGAAGCUGAGUUUGUUGCAGCUGCUUCAAGUUCAUGUCAGGCUAUUUGGUUACGGAGGAUGCUUGGAGUUUUACAAAACCAGCAGUAG
Rosa chinensis is the source of this 444-nucleotide messenger RNA. RefSeq names its product secreted RxLR effector protein 161-like. The record is from RefSeq and is a predicted model, not a curated record. The transcript is spliced from 2 exons. NCBI's taxonomy places the organism in Eukaryota, Viridiplantae, Streptophyta, Magnoliopsida, Rosales, Rosaceae. The coding region runs from base 1 to 444 and encodes 147 amino acids.